Messenger RNA from Myxocyprinus asiaticus (Chinese sucker), 3946 nucleotides. It is a transcript of the gene gask1b, whose product is annotated as golgi associated kinase 1B. NCBI's taxonomy places the organism in Eukaryota, Metazoa, Chordata, Actinopteri, Cypriniformes, Catostomidae. Gene Ontology annotation, cellular component: Golgi apparatus. The transcript has 4 exons. The record is from RefSeq and is a predicted model, not a curated record. The coding region runs from base 532 to 2025 and encodes 497 amino acids.
UUUUAUGUUCAGAUAGGCCUACAUCAAACAGGAUUGUUAAGUUUAGAACUCUAAAUUAUUCCCCAUACACCUGCAGUGUAGACGGCUUUGGUUUCUAGUUUUGUCUCGCGUCGCUCGCUUACAGUGAAGAUAAGCGACAUUCUUAUUAAUUCGGGUUUGUUAUCUCAGCUUAUCCGACACUGGGACAGUUGUCUUCAUUCAUUCUGGAGCUGUUGCGUUGAGCGGAGCGUCUGGAGUUGCAUACCACCUAAUAUGUAAACGAAACAAACACUGUCCCAUGCGUGUACAAAAGGGAAUCAACUUUUUGACCGUUGCGUUUUGAUCGCGUCUCGUUGUUUUUUUUCAAGGUCUCGCGCAGGAGCGGCGCGUUUUUUAGACGCCGCUUCGGGUUAAAAAGAACGUCCACUUUUAAACGCGCUUCCCGAGACACCUGCGUUCUGUUUUGUGCGUUUCGCCGCGUCUAGCUUUCUUUUUAGCGCAAUAACGCGUUCGGUUUGAACAGCCCCUAAAUCAUGCGGAAAACCCAUACCAAUGGAUACGUAUUCGACUCGUUCUGGAAAUAUAGGGGACACUCUGAUUUAUUGCUCCAUAACGUUUUUGAAAGUAUGUAACUGCUGUAGGAGAUAUUCCGCCUUUAGGAAAUAUUUGAUUAUAGCUCUUGUGUGUUUUGUGUAUUUGUUUUUCACGGUUCAUGUAAAUCACGCGUCUACUCACCAAGACAAACGUCCCGACCUCUGGACUGGCAGUGUGUAUACUCAGAGUAAAACUAAUCAGGACCCUACUGAUGGGGAGGCGAAUGAAUCUUUCAUCCCAACUAGGUCUAAUGUGGUGUACAUAACGCUCAAGUCUAAGCGGCACAAGCCUGCCAUCAUCAGGGGCACAGUGCGACCCAAAUUCCGGAGAAAGAAAGUUAAAGUGAGAUACCAGGGCUCAAAGGAUGGCAAACAGGACAAAGCGAACAAGUACGAGGGACACAAAAAUACAAACGGCAAUGAGAAAUCAUGGAAACGAUUAGGAUAUUCUGAGCAAUCGUUUAAUAAAAUGGACCGGUUUGUUGGCAGUGAUUAUUCAGCCAUCAGGAUAUACAGUCAAAGAGCUCCUCCAUGGUUCAGCAAUGAUGACAUAGCGGCCAUGCGCUUUCUUGCCGACAGUAAAAUCACGCAUAUUGAAGAAGUGACACCUCGGGGGCUUUCUUCAUUAAUUUUAUUUAAAAGUGUAACAAAUCACACGGACGAUGCUGAUGGGUGUCGCAAAUGUUGCGGUGUUGUCAAACGACCCUUGGACAUGAGUGAGGUGUUCGCCUAUCAUCUAGACAGGGUCUUGGGACUGAACAGAUCUUUGCCAACUGUCAGCAGAAGAUUCCACUCUCUUGGAGAUGGUCAUCCUUGUCCAGUAGUUUUGUGGGAUCCUUCUAUAAGCCCAGUUGUUGAUGCAGAUCACCCCUCUGAGAGACUGACCUGGGGCUCAUACCAAGCCUCUCUCAAGUACAAGUGCUGGCAUCGGGGCGUCACCCCUAAACCAGAAUGGAGCUGCACCAGCAUCCACCACUAUGAAUGGAGCAAGUUGGUAGUCUUUGAUUUCCUGCUGCAGAUUUAUGAACGGCUAGAUAGUAACUGCUGUGGGUUCAAGCCACGCCCAGAAGACACCUGUGUUGAGCUUGGUCACCAUGGAGAAUGUAGAGACAAGGACAACACAGAGCUCACCCAUAUAGUCCACCGCCGACACGACCCACACCACCUGGUUUUCUUUAACAACAAAGGCUACUUUGACCGGGAUGAGGAAAAUCUGGACUUCAAACUACUAGAGGGGAUUAAAGAGCUACCAGAUCAGUCUGUAUCUGUGUUGAGAUCUCAGCGUCUCAGAGAAAAGCUCCUGCAAUCGUUGUUCCUAGACCAGCAGUACUGGGAGAGUCAGGGUGGCCGUCAAGGCAUUGAAAAACUCAUUGAUGUUAUUGAGAGAAGAGCCAAAGUCUUGCUUACUUACAUCAAUGCCCAUGGCAUUAAAGUGGUACCUAUGAGUUCUUGACAGAUGGAGCUUCAGGUUUCAAGAAUUCUGUCUACACUGUAAGGCGACCCAUCAUCCUCUUGGUUUCCAAAGAAUGCUGAAGUUUUCAUCUGUUUGGUAUGCCAUUUGUAAGACCUGCUGAAUUGAAAUUCUGUCAGUCUGCACUUCAGAUAUGAAGAGUACUUUGUGAAUUUGUAAGCACAACGUUCAUGUACAGUAGGGCAAGAAAAUGCAAUCAAGUUUGAUAAAAAAAAAAAAAAAAAAUUAUUUUAUUUUUUUGUAUAAUUACAUUAAGCAUAGUGCUGACCUUACAUGGUUCUCCUAAAUGCUCUUGUAACAGGGGGGUUAAAAUGGGAAAAGAGGCGGCGGGAAUCGGACGAACCAUCAAAGUAAUAUUUAAUGAAAACUUAAAAAGACACAAAUAUAAACACACGGCAGCUGCGUGUGGCUCUCUCUCUCUUGAACUGCCGCAUCCGGCUCAUCUUUAUCCCUCUCCUCGGCUGAUUAGCCCGAUUGGGGCUGGGCGUGCGCACUCACGGCCUAGCCCCGCCCUCCUCCUCAUCAUCACACUCCUCCCUCCUUUGCCUCAGGCCGGGGAACCACGGCAUGACGUACAUCCCCCUUUCCGAGGAGCAUUGUCUUUCCGGCCGCGACUGCCGGCAGGCUUUCUCCACCAUCCUCGAGACCUGGGAGGGAGACAAGGGGAGGGAAAAGGGGAGAGGAAAAGAGCAAGGUUGAGCAACAGUGAGAGACAGAAGAGAGAGAGAAAAAAUUGCUCGCCAGUUCCCAGACAUGCCGUCUUAUCCUCGACCACUCCUCCACCCUCUGGCGGAUGACAGCCACUCCUCCCCAGGUGGACAGCAGCAAGUCCUCCGACUCCUGGCGGACAGAACGCCCCUCUGUGUUCUGGCGGCCGGUAGCGAGCCCCUCCGCCCCUGGUAGCGGCUCCACCGCUCCAGGUGGCCGGCAACGACUCCUCCGUCCCCCGGCAGACAGCCACGGCUGCUCCUUUGGGCAGACGGCAGUGGCGAGGACUCCAUGACAGCCCAUCCCUCCUCCCUCCUGGGUUUCAGCACCAAUGUAGCAGGCGGGUUAAAAUGGGGAAGGAGGAGGCGGGAACCGUAUGAACCAUCAAAGUAAUAUUUAAUGAAAACUUAAACAAAAAGACACAAACAUUAACACACACAUGGCAGCUGCAUGUGGCUCUCUCUCUCUCUAACUGCCGUAUCCAGUUGAUUAGCUGAUUAGCCUGAUUGGGGCCCGGCGUGCGCCCUCACGGCCCGGGCCCACCCUCCUCCUCAUCACAGCUCUACACAGAGUCCCCCACAAACCAAGACAAUAUUCACAAGCACCCUCCCUUUCUCAAAAAAUUGUUCAAGUGAAUGCCAAGCUGUGCAUUUUACAUUGUAAUCUUGAUUUCUUAGUGUUUUUGAAUCAAGUUAUUUAAAUAUAACUUAUUUUAAAUAAUUUUUCAGAUCAUGAGGACCCCUUUGAAGUUUGCUGAGGCCCCCUUGUGGGCCCAGGCCCCCUGGGUGAGAACCACUGCCACUGGUCUAGAGCACUACUAACAUUCCACAAGUUAAAGGUGCUGUAAGUGAUGUUUCCUAUAGGCAAAUUUUCAACAGACUUAGACAGCCUCCACUCUCCUAAAUCCUGCCCUUUCAGCAAACCUGUUGUGAGCAACCUGAACGCUUAUUUACUGACUGACAGGAAGAGAGCUCCUCAAAGACUUCUGACUGUCUAAACAAUACAGUAGCAGUUAGAUUCUGUUUUGCUGUCUACAGAGCAGUUGUCACUACAGUUCACAGAGAUGGGUAUUGUUUUUCAGGACACCUGAAGGAGACAUGCCAGGACACCUAUUUCAGAAAUAUGUGUCAGGUAGUAGGGACAUUUUCAAUGGUGUCCCAUUAAAAAAAAAAAAAAAAAAAAAAGAAAUUAAAAA